Molecule: messenger RNA, 1683 nt
Organism: Dryobates pubescens (Downy woodpecker)
Lineage: Eukaryota; Metazoa; Chordata; Aves; Piciformes; Picidae
Gene: SLC66A2
Product: solute carrier family 66 member 2
Exons: 5
Coding region: 56-871 (271 amino acids)
Biological process (GO): retrograde transport, endosome to Golgi; phospholipid translocation
Cellular component (GO): endosome; trans-Golgi network
Source: RefSeq, a predicted model, not a curated record
ACGGCGGCCGCCCGGCGUGAGCGGACCCGGGGCGAGGUCCCCGCCGGCCCCCGCCAUGGAGGCGAGCGGCGCGGCGGGGCCGCUGGUGCCGGUGCAGCAGCUGGCGGCCUGGGGCGCGGCGGGGGCCAUGGUGUUCGGCGGCGUGGUGCCCUACAUCCCGCAGUACCGGCAGAUCCGCCGCACGCAGAACGCCGACGGCUUCUCCACCUACGUCUGCCUGGUGCUGCUGGUGGCCAACAUCCUGCGCAUCCUCUUCUGGUUUGGCAGGCACUUCGAGGCCCCCCUGCUGUGGCAGAGCAUCAUCAUGAUCAUCACCAUGCUGCUGAUGCUGAAGCUGUGCACCGAGGUGCGGGUGGCCAACGAGCUCAGCGCCAAGCGCCGCUGCUUUGCAGCUGCAGACAGUAAGGAUGAAGAGGUGAAAGCAGCACCCAGGAGGUCCUAUCUGGACAUGGACCUGCGUCACUUCUGGCACUGGAGCCGGUUUGCAGACUACCUGCAGUGCCUGCUGAGCUUCGGGGGGCUGGCAGGGUCCCUCACCUACCUCUGCCUGGACUCCCCGCUCUUCGUCGAGCUCCUGGGCUUCACCGCCGUCUUCAGCGAGGCCCUGCUGGGGCUGCCGCAGCUCUACCGCAACUACCGCAACAGCUCCACCGACGGCAUGAGUGUCAAGAUGGUGCUGAUGUGGACCAGUGGGGACACCUUCAAGACUGUUUACUUCAUCCUGAACCAGGCCCCUUUCCAGUUCUCCAUCUGUGGGCUGCUGCAGGUGCUUGUGGACAUGGCCAUCCUGCUGCAGGUCUACCUGUACAGCUCCUACCCUCAGAAGCCUGUGUCCCACCCCACACACCCAGCCAGCACCAAGGCCCUGUGAGGCCACAGCUCAGGCUGCCGUGGGGUCAGCCAGGGCAGGUCCUGCUCUGCUGUGUGCAGAGCUGGGAGCGAGGACUGGAGCCUGGCUGCACCUCCAGCUGGGGAGGUGGUGGCACCUCAGAACUGCGUUGUGUGGGGUGGGCACCUCCCUUAUCCCUGCAUCUACACCCAAAGCCUUAGCACCCACAGGUGUGUGCAGUGACUCCCAAGGGCCGGAUGGCCUCUGGGCUUAGUGCUCCUCAGGAGUGCCACAGCACAGCAAGGGGUCUGGCACUCGUCCCCUCUGCACCACCUGAGGGCUGUGUCUUGGCAGGAAGGCUGGGGGGCAUCUGCUGGCAGCCAGGGGCAGGGCAGAAGCAGCUGCAGGAUCUUUGGUCCCCUAGGGGGGUGUCUGCUGGGCAGGAAGGUGAGGGUGGGAGGCCCUGCAGAGCUGAGCAGCCAGGGAUGGGCCAGGCACAGGCAGUGUGGAGCAGCAGGGUGCUGGGGGGGGGCAGGAGAGCUCCCACGGUGUGGCAGGUGACACAGCAUGGUGGGGGCAGUGUGGAGGGUGCUGGAGCCAUGCUCAGAGCAGGCACAGCCAGGGGAGCCCUCAGCCAGCAGCAGGAGGCUGCAGGUGACCUGCCUGGUGCUGUGGGGCAGUGGGCUCGGGCAGCAGCUCUGCUCCUGCAGCUGUGCCAGGACAGAGCUGGGCACAGGGUGUCCCUCACAAAGCUGUGUGUUGCCAGCUGCUGCUCUCAGAGGGAGAGCCACAGAGCAGCUCAGGAGGGAAGGGAAAGUGCUGGAGCCAAAGUUUGGUCUGCUGGGGCUGAGGGC